Messenger RNA from Diorhabda carinulata, 5474 nucleotides. Its product is annotated as zinc finger protein 609-like. The transcript is spliced from 17 exons. Gene Ontology annotation, biological process: regulation of transcription by RNA polymerase II. Gene Ontology annotation, cellular component: nucleus. Gene Ontology annotation, molecular function: DNA binding. Lineage: Eukaryota; Metazoa; Arthropoda; Insecta; Coleoptera; Chrysomelidae. The record is from RefSeq and is a predicted model, not a curated record. Bases 401 to 4651 code for a protein of 1416 amino acids.
GAUGUUCGGAUAUGUUCGUUUCAAAACUAAAUCGUUCCCACAGUCGUUGUGCCUUGUGCCUGCCGCCUGCCGUUGACUUUGUGAACGGUAUGCGUGAGGAAUGAUUUUUGUGCCAAUAAUAUUAUUCUAUAUAACCGAUUUAUGUGUUACGGUGUGCCGAAAAAGAUUAUUUCGUAUUCGUAUGAAGUGUUUUGUGCAUCAGUGAUCAAGUGGUUUGUGUUUUAGUGUGAUUACCCAUUACAAAAAGAGGAUUACUUUUAUACAAUUUAGUUGGAUAUACUCGCAUUUCGAGCUCCUAAAGCUGAAAGAAUUCGGCCGACUUAGUGGAUAAAAUGCAGUGUGUGGUGUUUAGGGGCGCCGCGGGGCAGGGACUCGGCGGGCUGGCCCGCCGACAAAGCGGAUGGCGACCCCAAUGAGAUCCAGUUCGCAAGAAGCGCCGGGCCACCGAGCGAGGGUGGCGGACUCGUCAAGGAGCGGGAACGCCACGGCGAAGUCAUCAGAUCAGAGUAUUACCACCUCUGCCACUGCGACUGUUGCUGUUACUGUACCAGCUGCACCAGCUGCAGCUUCUUCGAUUACCAACGCCAAUUCGUCAGUUGUUAGCGGUAGUACCGCCGUUACAACAACCCACCAACCGACUAGUAAUUCUAAUUUCGAAUACGAUGACAACGAGUGGGAUAUAGGUAUCGGCGAUUUGAUUAUCGAUUUGGAUGCGGAUAUAGAAAAGACAAACGAUCAGUCGGGGGGUAUGGCGGCCAACGCCGGCUCCGGGGGACCACAAGCCUCCAAAACACAAGCUACGGCUAAAAUGCACAUCGAACAUUCGGCUACUGCUGAUAAAGGUCUAAAAAUGAAAAUAAAGCGCACAAAACCCGGUACUAAAACUUCCGAAGCUAAACACGAGAUCGUCAAAUCCAACGAGCAAAACGGUAUAGUGGACCAGUCAGAUAUGAAAGGAGUUCCUAAACACGGCGGUCCACCAACAGGUGCCGGUAAUUCGAACGUACUUAGUCCAGCAGCGGCGGCGGCUGCUGCUGCGGCGGCUAAUACCAAACGUGGUUCUAGCGGUCAUCGUCGUGAUAAAAUAAGGGACAAACACAGUUCUUCUUCGUCAAAUUCUUCGAAUUCGUCACAAUCUUCGUCGUCGUCAUCGUCGUCGUCUUCUACGUCAAGCGAUAAAUCUACUACGAAAGCGGUACCCAGUGGACAAUCGGGAUCCGCUCAAAGUGCUGUGAAUGUGACCGUAUCCGAAAUGAACGGCUUAAUGCGUGUUAGUGCGCCACAAACCGGUCCACCGCGUUCGGUAUUUCCGGCUAGUACAGGACCAGGACCACCACAAGGUUCGUCAGUAACAGGCGGUCCCUCGCCCGCGGGUCCUCCGCCUAGUCCUGCAGCCGCUACCGCUCCCGGUUCCGCGUCGAAACCGGAACAAGCUAAAGUGUUAUCGUCGACGAACUCCGCUACUGGUGCUAGUGUAAGUGGUGCCGGUGCUGUUGGCGUUCAGGUGCAAUCUUCGAAUCCCGCCAAUACAGACGACAGAAGUACAUCGCCGCCUCCACCUAAAAAGGUCAAAAACGAAUCUAGGGAAGUCGCUGACGUGUGUGUAGGUACCAGCGUUGGUACAAUAACAGAACCAGAUUGUCUUGGUCCUUGCGAACCCGGUACCAGUGUUACUCUAGAAGGAAUAGUUUGGCAUGAAACGGAAGGCGGUGUGCUUGUAGUUAAUGUGACCUGGAGGGGGAAAACGUACGUCGGAACAUUACUAGAUUGUACGAGACACGAUUGGGCACCACCCCGUUUUUGUGAUUCCCCUACAAGUGAUUUGGAUAAUAGGACGCCAAAAGGAAGAGAAACACGUUCAUCGGUUCAUAGUAAACUUCGAAAUGGAGGCGGUAUUGGCAGCAAUUCGGGCGGUAAAGGCCGUCGCGGAGGAGCCGCUAACGGUUCCGGUCCAUCUACAGCCCCGUCUUCACCCACACCGUUCGUUCCGCCACGACCAGACGCAGCGAACAAACGAAAAAGCCGAGCAGGAGAAGAAGAAAGUACUCCUCAACCUGGAGGAGCUGUAAAAAAACCCAAAGCAUCAUCUGCAUCCGCUUCCGUAGCAUCUUGUACAAGUCCACCUUCGUCACCUAUAUUACUCGAAUGUCCUGAAGCGAAUUGUUCCAAAAAAUACAAGCAUAUCAAUGGCUUGAAAUACCAUCAAUCCCAUGCUCACGGACAUGGUUCUGUCGACGACGAAGAUGCUAAAGAUGUUACUUCGAUGUCUGAAAACGACGAAUCGAAUAUAGAAGCCCCUAGUCCUAGUAUGGUGGCGGUAAAAUCACCAGAAAAGGUACCGGAAAGCCCAUUGACGCCACCACAACAACAGAAAAAAGAAGAACUUCCAUUACUUCUUAGAGGUUCCAAUUUAUUAGAAGUAUCCAGUCAACCUGCCACACCUCGUAGUACUCCACCUUCACCGGCAACUCCUCAGAGCAUACAAGAAUUGCCACCUGUAGUCAGUUCACCCACCGUGCCUAUAGUAGAGCCUUCGAAAAGUGUUGUCAAACCGGGUGUUUUACGGUAUUCUUCUACUGAAGAAUAUCCAGUAGCUGUUGGAUUAUUCUCAGGAAGUAAACCUCAAGUACCAGGAUCAUCGAUAUCAAAUACGGGUUCAUUGUCAACGGCACGUUCAACUACAGUGCCUUUAGAUCAACCAGUCAAUCAACCGGAAUCUACUCCUCAACCUUCAUCUUUUGCUAAUCAACUGCAAUCCCAGUCACAGUUCACACAACCCCCAUCGAUAAUAAUCCCAUCUCAAAAUACUGUUACUGCAUCAGUACAACCGAUGUCUCCCCAUAUGCCACAAAGUCCCAAAAUCGCCCAGUUCAAGGUUAAACCGACAUCAGCUCUAAUGCCCGAAGAAAAGAAACAACAUAAUAUGUCACAAAGUUGUAACAAAACUCCAACUAUUACGAAAAAGAAGAAUAGAAAAUCUCCAGCAGGUAGUCCUCAUCCUCCGCAAUCCGAACAACCUGUUUUUAAUACAGAACAAUCAGGAAGAGACGAAGUGCAGAGUCCAGCAUAUUCGGAUAUCUCAGAUGACGGAGCCCCCGUUAUAGAAACAGACAUGUCAGAUAAAAAUAAGAGUCAAGAUAAAAAGACAGAACCUUGUCAACCUUUACCUCAUAUGACACAAUACGGUAUGUACCAUCCGUUCUACGGUCAACACCAUCAAUAUUUAGUACCCUCUGCAACGCAAGAGAAUAAACCUAAAGAACAGGAAAAACAACCAGAAAAAGUUGUCGAAAAGGAAUGUAAAAAGGAUUCGAACGAAUAUCCUCCUAAAGUGCUUCAACAACACUAUUAUCCUUAUGGAUACGUACCCGGUUAUGCUUAUAACAUGGAAGCUAAUUAUGGAGGUGUCCAGAUGGUGCAAGAUGACAAAAUGAAGGAAGAACGGCGUAAAGAAAGUCCAAGUCCCAUCGAGCAAAAUGUUAAACAACCGACUCCUAUCCCUAAUCCGAUACAAGUACCUAAUCCAGGCAAAGUUAAAGAUCCAAAUCUUAAAGAUAAACAUCCUAACGAAAAUCAUCAAAUUUUAAAAGAGAGUAUAGAAAUCAAAAAUCAGAUGAAUCCGUAUUUGUACUCCAGACAGUCGCAACAACAACAACAACAAAUAUCUCAACAACAACAGCAGCAGCAGCAACAGCAGGCGCAACAACAGGCGCAACAAGCUCAACAGCAGGCCCAACAACAGGCGCAUCAACAGAACCAGCAACAACAACAAGCUCAUCAUAAUCAAAGGGAGGACGAUGUCAGGAGGUUUUAUGUCUAUUCAGAACAAAGGCGAAAGGAAUCUCAACCAAUGUCCGAUCAUAAAUCAAGUUCAACGGCUAAUAAAGUUCAAAUGUCUCCGGGUCCGAAUAUAAAACCAAAGGAUAUAAAAAUGGAGGAGAAAAAGGAGAAGGAAAUUAAACAAGAGGGAGUGAAACCUACAAUGGAAACUCAAGGUCCACCACCUCCACCUACGUCCCAAUAUGCCUAUAUACAUCCAAGUUAUAUGCAACAGGCGCAUUACGGAGCAUUACCUUUCGAUCCAAGUCAUCCCAUGUACAGAGGAAUAAUGGUCCCUGGACCGUAUAGUGGUAGUCCCUAUCUUCACCCGCCCAUACAAAGGUAUCACGCCCCCGAAGACUUGUCUCGAGCACCGCCUCCAACCAAAACUCUCGAUAUGCUACAACAUCACGCACAAUAUUAUUCGUCUCACAAAAUUCACGAAUUACAAGAACGCGCCAUCAAAUCGCCCACUCCUAAAACGUCUAUGGCUAGUUCGAGUCCAUCGACAAACAAUACCGGCGGCGGAGCACCAGGAGGAGGCGGAGGAGGAGGUAGCGGACCGCAACCUCAAGGUCCUCCGUCGGGUCAAGUGCAGAUGAACGCACCGCCAACGUCUCAAUCUGGAGGUGUAACACCGUCAAGUGGUAAACAGACUCCAGGCGAAGGGAAGGAGCCUAGGUCUCCGCCUCCGCAGAGACAUGUACAUACGCACCAUCAUACUCACGUUGGUCUUGGUUAUCCAAUGUAUCCCGCACCAUAUGGAGCUGCAGUGUUAGCCAGUCAACAAGCGGCGGCAGUAACGGUGAUUAACCCCUAUCCGACAAAAUGAGUACUCGCGUUUCCCCCCAAAUAUCAGACUGAUAAAUAGGAAGCAGUGCUGUAGGACUUAUGCAUUCCAUAAUUUUCGUCUUUUUAUUGAAUAAUGUGUACGGCCGUUCUUAUUUGAUACCAAUUCACCUUUAUAUAAAUUUGGGAAAGUAUUCCUAACGAAAUAAAAGUAUUUUUUAUAUUUCGUGAUAAGGGUAUAGAGAAAAACGUUUGUUUAUAUAUAAAUUGUGACAUCUAUUCGAUGUAAGUAAGCUCUCUAGGAUAUCCAAUUUUUUUUUAUCGAUCCCUUUGUAUAAUAUACUAAAAUUAUUGUUUAAAUGUUUUGCGGCUGCUUGCUAAAUAUAAAUGUUAUUUGAUGUCCAGUAUCUAAACCGCGCCCCCGUACGUUAUAUAAAUAGAUAUUUUAAGUCUUGUAGAUAUAUUGUAAUGUUUUUAUUUUUUUUUUAGAACUAUUUUCUAUUAGAGGGUUUUAUACGACAACAACUUUUAUUUUGUUUUUACAAAAUAUAAAGUACAUUUUGUAAAUUUUUUCAAAUGUUCAAAGUUACAGUGUAUCCAAUUAAUUUAAAUAUCGCUUGAAAAAAUAUUUUAAGUUCGUUAGAUUAACUUUUCCAUUAAUUCGAAGAAAUAACUGCUGCAUUGCUAAGACGCAUGCGGACUAGUUGUAAAUUAUUAUUAAUUAUUAAUGAGUGUAUAUAGUGUAAAGGCAUACGUCUUUGGAAAAGUCAUGUUUAGAUGAAGUACUUGUAGUAGACUGAUAUAUGAUACUUGACCUAUUUUAAAAUGAUAAUUGGCAGUAAAAUAUAUUAGAUGAUUUUAUUGAA